AGCAAAUUUAUUUGUUUACAACUAUCCAAUUGUGAUGAGCGUGAAAAUUUUCCUUCCUGCUUUUCUUUUCUAUACAAAAAAAGACUGUGAUAUAUAUGGAGAAAUACAAAUCGAUGAAAAUAAUGCAGUCUCAUACUUUAUAAUUGAUCACUGCGAUUAUCACAAUGAAAACGAAGCAAAAGUUAUUACAAAACACUUGCGUCAUUUAGGUCACAUACACCGGGCUGGCCCUACAACGACAGUACAAAAUCAGGACGUUGCCAUUACCUUUGCCUACGAUGUGGAUACACCUAAUAUUUAUUUAUUAAAAUUAAAUAUAAAACCGGUGGAGACCACACAAGUGAAUGUCUUCCUUUAUGAUGUGCCAAAAAUGCUUCAGUUGCAUGAGUAUAACACCAGUUAUGAUAGCAAGAAAAGUGACAAUGCUUCUGGUGGAGGCCGUGGCGAUGAAAAAACAAAUCAAUACAAUGACGUUGAAGUUUUAUGUAGCUUCUUAAAUCAGAGCCAUCAACAAAACAAAAAGCAGAAAUAUACCAUAACCAGUAUUCUCGAUAAAACAAUAUUCUUAUUUCCCAAUUUAAUUAUCAAUGCUAUAGUUUUUUUACUGCAAUCGAAAUUGUUAAAGCCGCUGUUAGAAAAAACAACGUUUUACGAGCAUUCGCUCGAAUGGCGGAGAUAUCAGGAAAGCAGAAAACGUAAUCUAAAUAUUACUGUUGACAAAAUACUCGGAGUUUGCGUUAUGCUGUUAUUACUUUUUUAUGUUUCACGUCCCGAUGAUUAUCUGCUCACAGCUUCGCAUGUGGUCAUACAAAAACUCCGCUUAUUGCUGCGUUCUCUCAAAGGUAGUCCCAUCGGUUUGAAACUGAAUGAAAAUUUGAAUAAUUUUCUGCUUGAUUGCUUCAAUUAUCAUGUUGAUUUAUGGGCUAAAUUUUUAGAUCUUAUUGAACCAGUUGUGCGUCAGCUAUUCGUACCGAUUGCUUUACUUGGUUUCACAGGUCUAUCAUUUCAAUUGGCCUCCUUACCAGCGUUAAUGUCUAUAAUCGGUUUGCAUGCACAUUGCUUUUACAUUUACACAGCAGUAUUGUACAAAGUGGAAAUCAGAGGAAUACAAGUGCUUUGGAAAGUAAUGCUGGGCAAGCGUUACAAUGUCCUUAAGAAUCGCGUGGAAUCGUACAACUACGUAAAUCGUCAAUUAUAUCUAGCAACAAUAUUUUUCACAUCGCUACUCUUCCUUUUCCCAACUGUGUUGGUUUAUUAUGUGGUUUUCACAACGUUACGACUUUGCAUCUAUCUAGUAAAUUUACUCCUUCAAGUGUUGCGUCGACAAAUUUUAGAAUUCCCUCUCGAAAUUCUUUUGAAAUGGUCUAUUGGAAAAUUUUACGAUAUGGAGAGUAUAUAUCUCGCAUAUAUACCCCACACGCCAUCACCUUUGUUGCAACCAGAAAGUACGCGCAUGAAUAUGUCCGUUUUUAAACUGAACAUACAAAAAUCACCGUUAAGUAGAGUGUUUUCAUGUGAAAGUGGAAUCCUGCAAGAAUGUGAAGCUGAUGAGAAAAUGUCAAUUAAAAAUGCGUUCAACCGCAUGCUUAAAGGAACAUUUUAAAGCGUUAGAAAAUCAUGUAACAUCGAAAUUUGUUAAAACCAAGCAAUAAAACAAAUCAAACCAUUUACACAUAC
Molecule: messenger RNA, 1677 nt
Organism: Ceratitis capitata (Mediterranean fruit fly)
Lineage: Eukaryota; Metazoa; Arthropoda; Insecta; Diptera; Tephritidae
Gene: PIG-Q
Exons: 8
Coding region: 35-1603 (522 amino acids)
Biological process (GO): GPI anchor biosynthetic process
Cellular component (GO): endoplasmic reticulum; membrane
Source: RefSeq, a predicted model, not a curated record